UCUCGGCUACUACUACUACUACUUAUACCCGCGUCUUCUUCAUCACUCUUAAAAACAAAAUCUUAAUUAAUUAAAACACUAAUCUUUCGCCAUUAAUCUCAUUAAAUCCGACAAGACGACAAUGAUGCAAUCCCAAUGCGUAUACGCUUGAGCAAAGAAACAAAAAAAAGAAAAGUGAUUUUAGAAAGAGCAGCAACGGAAUCGAAUCAGCAUCGGUCGAUCUCUCAAAGGAAGCAAAUAAUGGUUAAAGGAGGAAGGAAGAUGAUGAUGAUGUUACUACUACUUGUUCUUCAGAUAGUGGUGGCGGUUACGGCGGCGAAUGUAACGUACGACCACCGUGCUUUAGUAAUCGAUGGGAAACGGAAGAUUCUGAUCUCUGGCUCUAUUCAUUAUCCUCGGAGUACUCCUGAGAUGUGGCCAGACCUGAUACAGAAAUCAAAAGACGGUGGUUUAGAUGUUAUCGAGACGUACGUCUUCUGGAGUGGUCACGAACCGGAGAAAAACAAGUAUAAUUUUGAAGGAAGAUACGAUUUAGUGAAAUUUGUCAAGUUAGCUGCUAAAGCUGGUCUCUAUGUUCAUCUACGAAUUGGUCCUUACGUCUGUGCUGAAUGGAAUUACGGUGGUUUCCCAGUGUGGCUGCAUUUCGUACCUGGAAUUAAGUUUCGAACUGAUAAUGAGCCAUUUAAGGCGGAAAUGCAGAGAUUUACCACCAAGAUUGUUGAUUUGAUGAAGCAAGAAAAGCUUUAUGCAUCACAAGGAGGUCCAAUCAUUCUCUCUCAGAUUGAGAAUGAAUACGGGAAUAUUGACUCAGCGUAUGGUGCUGCUGCGAAAAGUUAUAUCAAGUGGUCUGCUUCUAUGGCUCUUUCACUAGAUACUGGAGUACCUUGGAACAUGUGUCAGCAAGCAGAUGCUCCUGAUCCCAUGGUGAGUUUCUAA
Molecule: messenger RNA, 936 nt
Organism: Camelina sativa (false flax)
Lineage: Eukaryota; Viridiplantae; Streptophyta; Magnoliopsida; Brassicales; Brassicaceae
Source: RefSeq, a predicted model, not a curated record